GAGGGGGGGUUAUGAGCUUUGAAACAAGUUUUAUCGUGAGGAUAUGCGAAUGAUAUCUACCGGUGUAGCGUGUUUUGCAUUGGGCCCGUCGUCGAUGCUCCAUUACGUCGGAUAGACACUGGGCUCUUAGCACUUUCUCGCUUCUCUGUUUCGAUAAUUCGCUUUGUGGGUUGUGUGUCGAGGGUGUCGCAAUUGACUGUAUCUAGAGCUGCUAAUGUGCAUGUCUUUGCGCACAUGUGUUUUUUCGAGUUGUAAUGCGUUCGCUUCUGUGUGCGAUUGUGUGUUGCACUUUCGUUCUCUUGAACCCUCAAGAACGGCUUGGUUUUCAUUCUUGAGCUAUCAUCAGUUCUUACGAUAGCAACCUAAUUUCGUAUUUAGAUUCACAUGGGGGUAACAUCUGGUCUGCGGAAGCUUCACUUUCAAACCACGUAAUGGCUAGGGCGCCGCAGAGGGUAUUCGUUGCAAUUUUGUGGAAAGAUGGUAAAAUAGUCAUGAUCGAAUCUGCUAAAGACUAGUUUCGGAGGGUGUAUACUAAUAGAGAGCAUCGUUGAAAUCGUCGAGCAUUAUGCAGUAGACGUAUUCAAGGCACAGAAACAAUGUGUUGAAUUGCGAGGGUUGCGUCGUUGGGAUUGAAUUUUGACAUUGGCAAGUGGUACCCCUUGCGACAGGUGUGCAACCAUAGACGCUAGAAUUUGAUGUCAGUGGUAUCCCGAGCCGAUCUGUUGAGCCUUUGAUUGAAACAAAGCAGGAUUGAUAGUCACUUUUGGAAUUACAAAUGGGGAGCGACACCGAUUCAAGUUUUGGUCAAGAAAAUGGAGAUAUUCCUGGGCACAAGAAUAAGGUUGAUUUGCAUGCGAUAAGUAAGAUACCAUCCUGGUUGCAAUCUGAAAGAAGCGCCGUAACAGGAUUCAAGAACAACAGCCCUGAAGAGAUCACAGGCAGACUGUCGCCUCCCGAUUUGAGGACGAUGGUUGCUAGAAACUCUACCGACGCUAAUUACGCAAGCCUGCCCAAGACAGAAGCUGAUGAUGCUGCAUCAAAUUUUCAGUCCCUGAAUCCGAGGUUGUCUGAUAAUGCUAAAAUCAGCGACAAUCAACAUCACCCACUGCAAAAUACUCAAUCCAUGCCCGUAUGGAUGCCGUCGGUGGUUGCAACAACGAUCAGUGAGGAUGCCGAGGAGCAAGUAUUGGAAAAAAUGGGAGAUAUAUCUUUGCAUAAGCUCAGGGAUGACGUUGACAAGGCCUACAGUCCACCGAAUAACAAGCUCAGUGCAACUAAGUCUUUGAAUAGCGUGUCAUCUCCUGACGCCGCUCAUCGUCUUCCGUACAACAAUGAUACUCAGAGGCGAGAAAAGAAGAACACCGAGAAUUCCAAUAUUCGCAAUGCUGGUAAUAAAAUUUCACAUAGGAAGAAGAAAAGGCUCAUGAAGAAAUUAACUAGGGUUCAGGACGAUGGUACGUUGGCCUUUGAUGUUGACGAAAGUAGUAGAAUUGCUGAGGGUGUGUUUGCGCCUGAGGCACGAGGGCCAGCUGAAGACGAGUACUUAGAGGAUGAAGACGAUGGAAUAUGGGAGCAAAUUCCCUCACUGAAGGUUGUGAUGUUAAUUGUUGGCACUCGGGGUGAUGUUCAGCCAUUUCUGGCCAUUGGAAGGAAGAUGCAGGAGUAUGGACAUCAAGUGAGGCUAGCGACGCAUGCUAAUUUUAAAGAAUUUGUUAAAUCAGCAGGCUUAGAGUUUUUCCCCCUGGGAGGUGAUUCAAAGGUUCUCGCUGCAUAUAUGGUGAAGAACAAGGGCUUUCUGUCUACAGGACCCAAGGAAGUCAGAACACAAAGAAAACAGAUAAAAUCAAUCGUCAAUUCUCUCCUGGCACCAUGCAUAGAGCCAGAUAUGGAUUCUGGUGUUCCCUUCAAGGCGCAAGUGAUCAUCGCCAAUCCUCCAGCUUAUGGUCAUGUGCACGUUGCAGAGUAUCUCAAGGUUCCUUUGCACAUUUUUUUCACAAUGCCGUGGACACCAACUUCGGCAUUUCCACACCCCUUAUCACGUAUAAACAAACCAGCUGGUUUCAAAUUAUCGUAUCAAGUGGUAGACUCAGCGAUUUGGUUGGGAAUUAGAAGCAUCAUCAAUGACUUUCGCAAGAAGAAGUUGAAGCUUCACCCCAUUCCCUAUUUUAGCUCCCAAGGUUCUGUGACCGAUUUACCAACAGGUUACCUGUGGAGUCCAGCACUUGUACCAAAACCUGACGAUUGGGGUCCUCUAAUUGAUGUAGUAGGAUUCUGCUUCUAUCAUCAAGCUGAUGAAUACAAGCCUCCCGAAGACUUGGUGAAGUGGCUUGAAGCAGGACCAGCACCGAUUUAUAUCGGCUUUGGAAGUCUUCCUCUCGGAGAUCCAAAAGGGAUGACGAGGAGUAUCAUUGAAUCACUUAGACAAACGAAACAGCGUGGAAUAAUCAACGAAGGAUGGGGCGGCUUGGGCAAUGUGGAUGAACAUCUGGACUUCGUGUAUCUUGUGAAGGAUUGUCCCCAUGAUUGGCUUUUCCCUCGGUGCGCAGCUGUGGUUCACCACGGUGGUGCGGGUACAGUGGCAGCAGGUCUGAAAGCUGCGUGUCCAACAACAGUGGUGCCAUUUUUUGGGGACCAGCCUUUUUGGGGGAAACAGAUUCAUGCGAGAGGUGUGGGGCCAGAGCCUAUUCCAGUCGACUAUUUCUCUGUUGAGAAGCUUGUUGAUGCCAUCAAUUUCAUGGUGAAACCUGAGGUGAAGAAGAAAGCCAUAGAGCUCUCCAAGGCAAUAGAGAAUGAAGACGGUGUACAAGGUGCUGUAGAUGUCUUUCAUAAACAUCUCAGAAAACGGAUACCAGAGAUAAUGCAUGAAACACUGUCAUCUCCACCACGGAAAACCAAAGGAGAAAAAUUUUUCAGCUUUUGCACAUCUUUGUGGACAUGCCAAAGAAGCGAGUCGAAGAAGUGAUUUCCAUGCCUUGACGGUGGGUUUUUGAAAUGCACAGUUCUGUACAUGAUGAACUUCUAACUCCACACUUGAGUAGAAUGCUUUCGUUUGUGGACAAGCACAUUGCUUGCAAAAUUGAUCUCCCAUUCUCCUGAAAAAUCAGGAUCGUCACAUAAGAACGACGAUAGCUAGAGCUUUGAAAAGGGAAGUAGCAUAUCCCUUUGGACAUCAUUUUAUUGUAGCAAAUCAGAAGGGCAUUUUAUCCUUCUACCAAAUUGUACAGUUGCUACUUUAAAGGCAAAAUAGCUUGAGAAUCCACUCGAUUUCAAUGAAUUUUUUUUAUUGAAGA
This is a messenger RNA of Physcomitrium patens, 3290 nucleotides long. RefSeq names its product sterol 3-beta-glucosyltransferase UGT80A2. Gene Ontology annotation, molecular function: UDP-glycosyltransferase activity; hexosyltransferase activity. The record is from RefSeq and is a predicted model, not a curated record. Lineage: Eukaryota; Viridiplantae; Streptophyta; Bryopsida; Funariales; Funariaceae. Gene Ontology annotation, biological process: carbohydrate metabolic process.